CCUGGGUUGCACUUGCCGCACGCAGGAACAAUUGGCAGAUCAGUCACUACUCCACCACUGCCCACCUCCUAUGCCUCCCUUGCUCAAGGCAUGACUUUUGGGGCUUCAAUUAAUCAAAUUGUGACCUCAAAAUUAGUGGCCGUUGAAGAUUACUUGUCUUGGCGUACUCAGUUUGAAUCCUAUUUGGUUGCUAAUGGUCUUUUGGGUUUUCUAGAUGGAUCUCUUCCUGCUCCACCGUUGUAUAUCUAUGACUUAUAUCAAAUUCAAUCUCCAAAUCCUGAAUAUUAUCAUUGGCUCAAAUUGGAUCAAACGAAUCCCGGUUUAUGGCUGCCAGUCUAGCUCGCUCCAUGGAAUUAAAGCAGAUGUUGUCCCAUACUAAGAAGAAGGAGAAUCAGUCCAUGGAAGAUUAUGUUCGUCGAAUUCAGAAUAUUGCUGAAAAUUUAGCCUCAAUUAAUUCGCCGGUCUCCGAUACCGAUCUCAUUCAGCACACACUCUUGGGCUUGGGACCGGGAUAUGAAUCACUCGUGGGACCCCUCACUUUGUUUCCUGAAGGGCUCACCUUUGACAAAUUAUGCACCAAAUUGGUUCAUCAAGAUGCCCGUCUCCGCUACCAACAGUCCUUGGACGUCAUCCCUACUGCUCCAGCGUUUGCGGCUCCUAACUCGGCAGAUGGUGG
This is a messenger RNA of Cuscuta europaea, 676 nucleotides long. NCBI's taxonomy places the organism in Eukaryota, Viridiplantae, Streptophyta, Magnoliopsida, Solanales, Convolvulaceae. The record is from the annotation of a GenBank genome assembly.